UGUUGCAUUCCUGCGGAGGGUUUGACCUUUGACCUGGUUGUUGCAUUCCACAGAGGCUUGUCCUGCAGCAGCAGCAGCAGCACCACAGCCUGAGCCAGCCCUGCACUCACACUGCUCUUAUGCCACGGAGAGGCGAUGUGUGUUGAGUUAGUUUGGACAAGGCACUGGACACAGUAGCAGCAGCAGCAGCAGCAGAAGCAGCGACGUUUUUCCCGAAGAGCUUUAAAGCAGCCGGCCGAGCUUCGUCCUGAGAGGAGAUCUUGUUUAGGCUCCACACACACACACACACAGUGCACGCAGAGCCGAGUUAGCCAUUUUGCUAAGCGAGCUAAAUCGCCGUCGUAUUGAGGUUUGCUUUGUAGACACACUCACACACACACACACGGAGCAGCAGUGCUAGCCGCAGACAGCAAAGCGCAGAGGAAAUGAAGGACAAACAAAAGAGAAAGAAGGAGCGGACCUGGGCUGAGGCAGCUCGCAUGGUUUUGGAGAACUUCUCUGAUGCACCCAUGACUCCCAAACAAAUCCUCCAUGUCAUCCAGACCAAGGGGCUGAAAGAAAUGCGGAGUGGCACAGCUCCUUUGGCUUGUCUGGUCACCAUGCUGCACUCCCAGGUGAGGGGAGACCGAGUCAAGAACAGCAUCUUCUUCAAGCUGCCUGGACGAAUGAGCCUAUUCACUCUCAAGAAGAAUGCCCUCCAGUGGACAAAGACAACAUCAGAGUCGGAGACGCCAACAGAGCCGACCGGCAGUGCUGCUACCCCAGCUUCCAGCAGCAGCGCCCCUGGAAGCUCCACCGUGGCCCCGGUUGGUCCCACGGAUGCCACUGGGCAGGAAAGCUGCGACUCCACCGAGACCACUGCUGCUGCCAGUGGAGACAAUGAUGCCUCUGUGGAUGAGAGCUCGUCCAGUGCCUCCUGCUCCACAGAGGUGCAGGCCCCCAUCAGCCAGCCUCAGACCCGCCUCAGCAGGGCAGCAGGACAACAGGGACGCACAGACACACAGCAGACCCAACAUGUUCAACACGCCCAGACCAGACUGAGCCGCUCAAGACAGUCAGGGAGACAGAGGAAGAAAGCAGUCAUGAUGCCUCGUGUUGUCCUCACCCCUCUGAAAGUGAACGGAGAGCAUGUCCCCUCAGGACCCAUGAAAAGAAGUAGAGGAGGGGUGGAUGUAGACUUUGAAACACCAGGCUCCAUCCUGGUCAACACCAACAUCAGAGCCCUCAUCAAUGUGCGGACCUUCUCAGCCUUCCCAACACACUCACAGCAGCAGCUGCUGCAGCUGCUGCCAGAGGUGGACCGACAGAUUGGACCUGAUGGCAUGGCCAGACUGAGCAGUUCAGCUCUGAACAAUGAGUUCUUUACCCAUGCCUCCCAGAGCUGGAAAGAGAGGCUAGCUGAGGGUGAGUUUACCCACGAGAUGCAAGUGCGUUUUCGGCAGGAAAUGGAGAAAGAGAAGAAAGUUGAGGCGUGGAAGGAAAAGUUUUUCGAAGAGUACCACGGGCAAAAGUCUGGCCUGACACAAGAGGAGUCCCUAAAGCUUACCAUGAGUGAAGCCAGUGAAGUUGCAGCCAGUGUGAUGGACAGUGACGUGGCUGUGGUUACACCUGGUGCUCCCAAGAGACGCAGUGUGGGUCGCCGAAGAAGAGACGGAAGAAUGAGAAGACGCACUCGGGCUGACCUGCGUCGCAGGGCCCGUCGUACUCUCUGCAAGGCCACUACUCCAGUCCUGCCGUCUGCAGAAGCAGCCGAGGCCAGCGCUGCACUGGACAUCUCAGCAGUUUCUAUUGGCUCUCCCAUGUCUGACAACACAGUUGUUCAAGCUGAGGUGGUGCUGCAGGCUGAGUGUGGUGUGGAGCUCCCAGCUGAGAGUCCCUCCAUGGAGCCAAAGCCCUCUCCGACUCCGGAACCAGUCACAUUGCCAGCCCCUACUCCUACUCCUACUCCUACACCUACUCCCACUCCCACUCCCACUCCUACUCCUACUCCUACUCCCAGCCCCAGCCCCAGCCCAGCCUCCACCAGCGCCAAUGAAGAGCCAGAAGUUAGGACCCGCCUGCUUCCAGAAGAGGCUGCACCUGUACUGGCUUCCACCUCCUCCCCUUCCUCCUCCUCCUCUUCUUCUUCAUCUGCCUCCUCACCCGCCUCCUCACCCUCCUCACCUUCUGACAGACAAGGAGCUUUUGCUGCAGGCCUGGACUCUUCUUCAUCCUCCUCAGCUUCCUCCAGUGCCGCAGUCGCAGUCGAUCCCCUGGAUGACACAGCCUCCGUGGUCACCUCUAUCACAGGGGGUACCGCCACUAGCAGCCGUGAGAGCAGCCCCUCAGCCAGUCCAGCUACCACCCCUGUACCCAGCUCCCAGCUCAAGGAGCAGAAGAGAAGACCAGAUGAGGCUCAGGCCUUCUCCAGCUUCCCCGAAAAGAGGCCGCGGCUUGACGACCGUCAGUCCUUUCGUACCACAAUUGACAGUGUCCGUUCGGAGAAGCCGCAGCCGACAACCGAAGAGCCCAAGGUGCCGCCUAUCCGGAUUCAACUGUCCAGAAUCAAACCUCCCUGGGUCAAAGGGCACCCCACCUACCAGAUCUGCCCAAGGAUCGUGCCCCCCGGCGAGGGCUCGCGGCGGUCGGGGACGGGGGGCGCGCGCACCUUGGCGGACAUCAAAGCCCGCGCCCAGCAAGCCCGGGCCCAGCGCGAGGCCGCUGCUGCUGUUGCAGCCUCUAGCGACGGGGCAGGGCCGGCAGGGCUCAGGCUGCGGACUACUGCUGGGCUACCGGAUAGCAGCAAUGGACGACGAGCGCGAGAGCAUCCAGGACCUAUCGAGCCCGGAGGAGGAGGAGGAGGAGGAGGAGGAGGAGGAAGUGGAAGAAGGGGAGGUGGUGGGAUGGAGGAGCAGGAAUCGUCUUCAGGCUCUAAUUCGUCUGGAACACAACUACAGCUUCACAAUGUAGAGCCCACACCCCAGCCUUCCCCUUCACUGUCCACUACCUCAACCUCCAUGUCCCUGGAGCCCCCACAGACACCAAGCCCUGCUCUGGAAGAAGCAGCUGAUGGGCCAGAGGGUGGAGAGGAAAUACAAGCAACACCAGCCAGUGUUCAGAGUACCUCCAAUGGGCUCACAGACAAAGCAGCCGACUUGCCCUCUCCAGAGCACUGUACCCACUCAGCCAGGCAAAGCCAGAUGCCCGAGUCUGCCAUUGUCCCCUCUAAGAAGGCAGACCAGGGUUGUGAAAAACCCUCACUAGCCCCAACCUCCAUCCCAGAUUCCCUUCCCAGGUUCGGAGCUCAGGGUGUUGACGUUAUUCAGACACUGGCCAGCUCCUGUCAGCCCAAAGACCAGGUACAAGUAAAGGAGGCUGGACUGGGUGGCGUUAUCCAGCAUGGUUCUCACCAUGUGGACUCCCAAGACAUAUUUUCCCAUUCAGCUACAGAGAGACAAGCGCCACGCACACCCUCUUCCCAACAUGUGGACCGGUCUGGCAGAGAGAAAGAUGACGAGGCAGGGAUACAUAGUGACUCCACGGAAACCGCUUCAGACUGUGAGAACGAAGGCCAGGAGGAUGAGCAGCAGCCUGACUGGUGCCCUCAACUGAGCACGCAGAGAAAUGGCCAGCUGGUCAUCUGCAGCCCUCCUCCGACGAACCAGCAACCAGUCAUCCAGGCCCACGUGUCCAACCGCCAAGGUCAGACCGUCAUUCAGCCUUGCUUCCCCAAUGGCCUGCCUCACCCUCAGCACAGCCGUCCCCAUUCCCAAGAUCAGCAGUCUCUGCCCACAGUCCACCUACGUGGUCUUAGGGACACCAACGUUGUGGUCAAAAUGGAGCCUGGAGAUGAUUGUAGAGUCUCAAGGCAGAGCUCUGCUGAAGAGGAGUGUCGUGGCGGUUUAAAGCCCUCUGUCACUCACCCAGCUGCUGCAGUGGCCUCCAAGAGACUGGCCAGCUCAGCCCGACCAGUGUCCAGUGUGGAAGCCAACAAUCCUUUGGUCACUCAGCUAUUACAGGGAAGCUUGCCCCUGGAGAAAGUUCUACCUUCACACUCUGCCAACAGGCUGGAGAUCAGUCGAUUACCAGGACCCCAACCAAGACCACCAGUGGCAAGGACCCCAGGGCCACGGGUCUCAGCCCAAUGUCCUAGCCCAGAACUGAAUGCAGCCUCUCAAAUCCACAAGUCUCCAACAGGCCGCCUAGUCUCCUGUCUCAUGGAGGCCUCAGCAGUAUCCCAGUAUCAGUCCCAGCAGGCUCCUGGGGCUGUCCCGGUCAUCACCUCUCUGCCAUCUUCUCUAUCCUCCUUCAGUUCUCUUACCUAUAGAAAUAAGUCAGACCUUAGCUCUCAGACCAUUAUGGAGUCUGCAGUUAUCAAAGACUCUCAUGCUCCUCAGCCUUCACAAGGGGCCACUCCAGACAGGCCCCAGCCAUCUCUUCGGACCAUACCUAAUGGCCCUUCUCCUCCCCAUGCAGACCCCUGUCCCACAGAGGUGGUGCCUACUAUUAGGAUCAACUGGAGGACCCCACAAAGUCACCAACAGCAGCUGUCUCCCGCACCCAUCGUGAAAAAUGAAGUCGGUGCUCGGCCCUCUUGCCAGGCAUUUGCCAAAUCCUCCCCUAUUAAACCCCUGAGUGUUACCAAAAAGGAGCCUGGGAGCUCUGUGGACAGCUACCUGAGUGGAGGGGCGAUGGAGGGACUCCUCAACAUGGAGAUGACUUUUGCCAGGAUGGCAAAGAAGGAGCAUGGGAAACCCUACUCCUCUGGCUCUCCCUCCUCCUCUUCUCCCUCACCCUCCUCGUCUGCCUCCUCCCUUCCCUUCCAGCUGUACGGGAAGCUCCCCAAGCAAGCUGGAGGUUUAGGCGUAAGCUACACAGCCAAUGUGUCAGUGAUGGACAACGGCGGUUUCUCCCGGAGCAUGGCAGAUGGCGUUCUCCAGCUGCGCCCCCGCUUGGCCUCAAGUCAGACCACCCUCAGCAUCCAGGCCUUUACUGACAGUACGGCUGAGGAGGUGGCGCUCAAGUGCUCAUGCCGCCUCAAAGCCAUGAUCAUGUGCCAGGGCUGCGGUGCCUUCUGCCAUGACGAUUGCAUCGGGCCCUCCAAACUGUGCGUGUCAUGUCUGGUGGUCAGAUAGUAUGCUGAAGUCCCUGUGCACUGCAGGACUGAUCUGUACAGUAUCAACAUCAGGACUUUAAGGCUCCAGAGUGUACACACCUCUUAGGGUCGAGCACACAGGAGGAGCCUGAUGGGCAAGAUUUGCCUUGUAUAAUAUAAUUGGUCUGUAUUUUUUGUUGCUGCAGAUUUUCAGAUUUUUUUUAGCUGUACUGAUAUAUUAUUAUUGUUGUUACUAUUAUUAUUAUUGUUAUUAUUAUUAUUAUUAAUUAUUAUUAUUAUUGUGAAUUUGGGGCAUGAUUGAUUGUAAAUUGUGCCUUUUUUGUUUUCUCUCCUCAAAAACAUUUACCUCAUCUUAUCUUGCUCCACCUGUCAUCAUUUGGUGGCCAUCAUUGUUUUGGUCCCUUGUUUCCUCAGCGAACAGGGACGUGUUGUUGUCUCUUUGCGCAAAGAAGUAUUUUUUUAACCAUUAAAAUGAGUAAAUGAC
Messenger RNA from Larimichthys crocea (large yellow croaker), 5579 nucleotides. RefSeq names its product ASXL transcriptional regulator 1 (gene asxl1). Lineage: Eukaryota; Metazoa; Chordata; Actinopteri; Sciaenidae. Bases 426 to 5114 code for a protein of 1562 amino acids. The transcript is spliced from 11 exons. Gene Ontology annotation, cellular component: PR-DUB complex. The record is from RefSeq and is a predicted model, not a curated record. Gene Ontology annotation, molecular function: peroxisome proliferator activated receptor binding; DNA binding; chromatin binding. Gene Ontology annotation, biological process: positive regulation of transcription by RNA polymerase II; animal organ morphogenesis.